Molecule: messenger RNA, 1296 nt
Organism: Morchella sextelata
Lineage: Eukaryota; Fungi; Ascomycota; Pezizomycetes; Pezizales; Morchellaceae
Exons: 4
Coding region: 1-1296 (431 amino acids)
Source: RefSeq, a predicted model, not a curated record
AUGAGUCCAACCUCCCACAGAUCAAGGAAGAAUUCCGGCAGGACUAGUCAGACCCGUAAAGAAAGAGUCCAGCACAACUCUGAACGUAAAAACAAAAAAGCUUCAAUGAGGACGGAAGAACAUCGUUGCGAAUGGAGCAAAUAUGGCUGCAAGUUCUCAAUAAAGCUGCCAUGCCCUGGUACUGAUCUGGUCGGUCAUCAAGCUUCUUGUGAGUACAAGUGUAACUCGAUUGUUGAGCGCACCUGUCAGACUGUGAGCGAGUUUCAGGAAAACAAUGGUCAAACAAUACCUAAUAUCGGGCAAAUUUUGAAUCCUGGAUGCAUCUAUAAAAUGAAACCUGUCGAGACCCUAACCGCUGGUCUUAUUCUGCGGUUUAUGCCGUCAAGGCCGGUUAUUUUCAAGGGAGAACAGUGCUGGAAAAAUGGGCCACCUCCCCCGGGUGACCUGCUUGAAGCAAUACUCAAUGCGCAAGAUCAUGUUCUUAUUCAGAAGGUUCCUAGUAAUGCGCAGUUCGUGACUGUUGCUCGGCAGUUAAUAUUUGGAGAUCACCUUGUUCAAAAUGUGCAAUCAAUACACAACAUUCAUGCUUCAUUUUCCCCUCCCGGCUCAACCCAGAUCGAGUACACAAUGGUUAUUCCGCCUCAGCUAGGAAGGGUGUGCACACCUGUUCACGCUUAUACCCUUAUCGAUGCCACCCCGAAAUAUUCGUUCACAGAUCUCCGCGUUGAGGGAGGACUUCCGAUAAUGGCCUUGCACGAGGGGACUAUCCGUAACUUGUGGAUACUCUGGCCUCCUACGGAGUCUAACGAGAAAGUCUUUUAUCGCCACAGCCACUCCACGAAUGACCUCAACGAUGAGCAACCGGGUCCCAUCUUUCGCCGUAUCGCGCCAGUUCUCACCAGUGGAAGGAUGAUUAUCGUCAACCCCGGCGAAACAAUCUUCGUCCCCGCCGGUUGGAUCUUCGCUACUCUCACUCUUGAAGGUGGUUACCUCCCAAAACUUCUUUUGGUCACCAAAGAAAACAUCAACACAACGAUCUCUUGUUUGAGGCACCGCGUUAACGCUGGUCACGCUGCGGUGGAAGUUGAGAGAUCAAUCCAUGAUAUACUUGAUUACAUUAAUCCCAUCUUGAAUAUUAAAACCUCAAAAGCAGUGAAGGAGGUGGUAAGAGUCUGGGAGGAGCUUAACAAGAUCAUUGACAAUGCCGCUGUUGAGCAUGAAUAUGUGUGGAGUAAAGAUUUGAAGUGUCGUUGCGCACGUAUUUACAAGGAACGUGUACUCCACUAUCUCAAGUAA